Schistocerca nitens (vagrant locust) is the source of this 2388-nucleotide messenger RNA. RefSeq names its product cilia- and flagella-associated protein 57-like. Bases 1 to 2388 code for a protein of 795 amino acids. Gene Ontology annotation, molecular function: protein binding. NCBI's taxonomy places the organism in Eukaryota, Metazoa, Arthropoda, Insecta, Orthoptera, Acrididae. The transcript has 11 exons. The record is from RefSeq and is a predicted model, not a curated record.
AUGGCUGCUACUCAUUUUCAUCCACAUCUUAUUCUGGGCUUAAAGACGGGAGUAAAAGGAAAUGCCCAGUAUAUUAAGGGCAAUAAUGUAUUAUAUCCUGUUGGAGGAGUUCUCGCACUACAUAACUUCAAAGAGAAAGAACAAAGCUAUAUUCGAUUGGAAGAGAACGAGAAAGCUUUGACAAUGAUUCAUGUGAGCAUGGACAGAACGAUGGCAGCUAUUGUGUAUCAAACAGACGAACGUUAUAUUUCGGUGUAUGAUUUGACAACAUUGAAGCAAAAAAAAGUAAUCUGUGUUUCUCCUGACAUUCCUGGCAAGGAAAUUGUUGUUGCCUGUUUCACAUUUGAUUUAAAGUUCUUAAUGGUAAUUCUUGGCAAGCCUCAGUGGAUGCUACUGUGUUAUGAGUUACAAACGGGAGAUCUAAAGUCCUCAACACAAGCAAUUAAUGAAGAUGGAACAGGAGAAGUCUAUCAGGCUGCGCCCAACCCCAGCGACAACACAGUGAUUUGCGUUGUCGGUCCCGGCCUGUUCCGUCUCCUUAGCGUGCUGGACAACUCAUGGACGCAGUACGGAUACGCUAUGACCCAAUAUGUCCCAUUCACGUGCGCCUCUUGGGUCACGUUCGACCGUCUCGUCUGUGGGACGAAAGAUGGCAGACUAAUAAUAUUCGAAUCUGGAGAUCUGAAGUAUAUCUAUGACAUGGCGGAAACUAGUCUGAUUGACACGAAAAGUUUCGAGGAGUUGCCACCACUAACGCGUCCCGAAACUGAAACGGAAGAGGACGUUCGAAGUACUGAGAUCCGCGAGAUAGUCUCCGGUGCGAAAGGCUUUGCAUAUAAUUAUGGAGAAUCGGCUGUUCAUUUCUUCGAAAGACUGAGUGCUAAUGCCUACUCAAAAAGGAAUGUCUUUAACAUUCCUUGUCCUGAAAUCGCUGAGAGGGAACCUGGCAUUAACUGCAUUCAGAAUCUGAGUAUGAAUAAUGAUGGAGAUUAUCUCGUUGCAACUACCCGCUACUCACAGAUAUAUUCUGCAUUUUUAAUGGGACCCACUAUAGCACAACAACCAGAAAUUGAGUUCGAUCUAUUGGGAGAAAGUUUGCAUCAUGGAGAGAUAAAUGGACUUUCAACAUGUCGAUGGAAACCCAUUUUCAUAACGUGUGGCAAAGCUGAUCGCACCGUUCGAAUUUGGAACUACGAAGAACAGAAACUUACGAUGUCUGUGCAGUAUCAGGAAGAUGUAUACUGUGUUGCUCUGCACCCAACUGGACUGUAUGCUACUAUUGGAUUUUCUCAUAAGAUCCGAUAUGUAAAAGUGCUUAUUGAUGACCUAGAGUCUAUGAGAGCAUUCCCUAUUAGAAGCUGUGUUGAAUGUGCUUUUAGCUGUAAUGGUCAUUUAUUUGCUGCUGUCAAUGGAAAUAUAAUACAAAUAUAUUCUUGCAUAACAUUUCAGAAUGUUUAUACUCUGAAAGGACAUAAUGGGAAGAUUCGCUCACUUGCUUGGAUUGAGUCUGACGACAAACUUGUUUCUUGUGGAACUGAAGGUGCUGUUUAUGAAUGGUAUAUUCCUUCAACCCGGAGAGUAGGUGAAACAAUAAUAAAGAGCUGUGUUUUCUCUGGGAUAACAGUCUUUUCAUAUGGAGGUUCUCUGUUUGCUGUUGGAAGUGAUGGAAAACUGAGGGAAAUAAGUGAUUCUGAGGUCAUAAAUGAAGUGGACAUUUGUGAACAACUUGAUUGCAUUACUAUCACACAUGAUAACUCAGUUUUAUUCAUAAGUACUUCAUCUGGCACUAUUUUCUCCUAUCCAUUGCCACUAACUGAGACACCUCAUCCCAGGAAACAGGCAAUUCACAACCACUCAAUUACACGUAUGUGCAUUACUGAGAAUAACGAGUUACUGAUCACCUGCUCUACAGAUGGAAUGCUCUGCUUAUGGUCAAUUGCUCCACCCCGUAGAAAGAAAUCAGCUGCAAUGCUAAGUACUUUAUAUUUUGAAUACAUACUUGUGAAUAAAGGACAUCUGGAAGAACUGACAAACUCUAUUGCAGAAUUAAAUCAGAGAAUUGGGGUACUUGAAAAAGAAUAUGACUAUCAAACACAACAGAAUGAAGCAAAGUUUACUGAAGAAUUGAAGGAGAUAGUCAGUAGUUACCAAGAGUUCAUGGAAAAUAUGAGAGAACAGUCAGAGAGAGUGGCAACAGAUCAUGCUCAGGAGCUGAUGAGCUUCAAGGAUGAUAUUGCGAAGAAGAAGUCAUACUAUGAAAUAGAAGUACAGAAUUUUGAACUGAAUUUUGAGGCCAAAUUAAUAGAAAAAUAUAACAAAUAUCAGGCCCAAGAAGACAAAAUGGCAAGGACAAAGGCUAAAUAUGAGAAGUACUCUCUCACAUUGUAA